Monascus purpureus is the source of this 447-nucleotide messenger RNA. NCBI's taxonomy places the organism in Eukaryota, Fungi, Ascomycota, Eurotiomycetes, Eurotiales, Aspergillaceae. The record is from the annotation of a GenBank genome assembly.
AUGACUCAAACCCGAGAAUGUGAAGAGAAUGGAUUCCAUGGUCUUGAUCUUCGAGUGCAGCCGCCUCUUGUCUCUGGGUUGCAUGUACAAAACAAUGCUCACUGUCCAACUUCUAUCAGAAAGGGGCCUCUGAUAAAGUUGAUACGUGGGACAAAGAGGGGUGGAAAAGACGCCCAAGAUAGGAAGCCUUCAUCAUGUUUGGUUCGCAGAUUUGUUGCUAUAUACUUGGCUAUUGAGUGGGCUUCAAUCCUCGAAGAGGCUCUGAAAAUCCCUAGUCCUGACUAUGAAAGGAGCGAAGAAUCUGAGCGCUUCAUCAGACAAGCCGUCAGCCGUCAGCCGUCAUCAAAGCAAGAGGCGCAAAAAGCUGUAUUCAGAAAGCCCACUGAGAAUGCCGUCUCCUCCAGCACUUCUCUACGGAAGAUCCCCUCCCCAAUCGACGCCCUGUGA